CUAUAAUGAGAAAGCCGAAGAAGAGUUAGCAUGUUUGAGAGGUAUUUUCGAAAAGUACAUCGUACCGUACGUUUUUGUUUUAACUCGGAGGAAAAGGGGAGCUGUGGGUUGUUUCUCAUUGACACUGAUGGACUUCAGCGGGAGAUUUUGUCACGAUGAGAAGUUCCACCUCCGCCCUCUCUCCUCCUCACUCUCCUCCACCAGCCCCUCUACCACUGGCGUCCUCCUCCUCUGUUACUGGAUGUCCAGAACUUGACCUGUCUGUCAAUGUCACUCCAACUCCCAAGACUGAGCCCUCAAAGCAGAACCGCCCCUUGGAUGGACACACUAAAGGACAGAAGGUUUCUUUCAAAGAGCCGCUGGUCUGCACAUUAACACUGGAGCCUCAUGGCACUUUCGUCAAAAAAGCCCAACGUCAGCAGCCAAUCAGAGCUGAUGCCUCCAAACACAUCGUGGAAUUUCCUGUUGCAGAAUCAAAUCCAGGUGCUGGUUGUCUGGAGACAGUGGGAUUAAAUUCCACCCUGGCUCUGAAGGCGGAGCUUCAGUCGCUGCAGAGUGAGGGGUUUAAUUCCCAGAAGGCUGUACAAGAGACACUGCGUAAAUCAGAGAGGACAAAGAAUCUGAUCAACACAAAGGCUACAGACGUUGUGAAUGUCUCUCGCUCUCAGCUCCUCUUCAAUUCCCUUGUCAGCGUCAGCGUGCAGAAGGAUGAACUCAUCCACCAGCUCCUUCAGGAUCGACUGACCGUGCAUCCACUCUGCCAUGAAGUCAAAGCAGCGGACGGUCCCUCACUUAGCGUAUUUGUGACCUCUGACCUGGUCAGACAGAAGCCCCUCCCUCCCAGUGAGGAGCCUCCGUGCGACAAGUUGAAGCCAUUGACACGACGUGCCUGCUCGACAUUUGACCUCAGUCAAAGACAGAGACGAUGGGAGGCCACGCCCUGACUCAGUGACCAAUCACAGCUCACUGUGAUUGGUCACUGAGUUUUCACUGUUUGCUGAUUGACUUUGAAUUAGUUCACUGUAAAUGUUUUCUUCUGCAAUAAAGUCUUUUCCACUUCCACCUCACCUCCAUCCUCUGAGGCUGUGACCUCUCCUCUACAAUCCACAGUUUUUGUUUGUUGUUCUCCAUCGUUCACGUGGAAUAUCAUCAAAACAAAGACAAAGAGAGUGGAUGAGGAAACUGACAAGAGCAGAUUGUUGAUGAAAUAUGGAAACAGUACAAAGACAAACAUGUUUAAAGGUAAAAAAAAUGUAAAUAAUCAACAUUAUGUUGUUAAAGUUUAUAAUGUAAAUUUAUACAUUAACAUUUAAUGUGUUCUGUUUUCUUGACAAGUUCAGUUUCUGUUUAGCUCAAAGAUGAGGGACAUUUCAUCCAAGGUUUUUUUUUCUUUCCCCAAAACUAUUGUUUAUAUAUUUUUAAGAAAACAAUCAGCUUUUUUGAGCUAAAAUGCAAAGCAGAAAAACAUUCUUGAAACCCAGAUUCUGUAAAACUUUGUUGAUCCCCAGGUAGAACUUUUUUCUGCACUGUUAGUAAUGUGUAAUUUUUUUGUUUACAUUUGCUUUCUACUAUGUUAUAGUAGAAUUUGUACAGUUAUUAUUGUUGUUCCUGUUAAUGUUAGUGUCCAGUGUUCCCUGCUGAGGAACAGGAGAAAGAUAAUUAAUUAAUUUAGUUUUUAUAUUUGAUCAUGUUUAUAAACGUAUGCUCUUAUGAAUAAUUUGUUUUUCAUUAUAUGGUCAUCUAGUUUGAAGAAGUAGAGGUUGAUCUAAUAAAACAUGUUCUCAAUAAACCAUAAACAAC
This is a messenger RNA of Cynoglossus semilaevis (tongue sole), 1800 nucleotides long. RefSeq names its product protein phosphatase 1, regulatory subunit 35 (gene ppp1r35). NCBI's taxonomy places the organism in Eukaryota, Metazoa, Chordata, Actinopteri, Pleuronectiformes, Cynoglossidae. The record is from RefSeq and is a predicted model, not a curated record. Gene Ontology annotation, molecular function: phosphatase binding. The transcript has 6 exons. Gene Ontology annotation, cellular component: centriole. The coding region runs from base 156 to 944 and encodes 262 amino acids. Gene Ontology annotation, biological process: positive regulation of centriole elongation; negative regulation of phosphatase activity; positive regulation of cilium assembly.